GUACAUAGUCCAUCUUCCCACUCCCAUGGCAACUAACAUGUACAUGUACAUUUUGACUCUGUACUACUCCUGCGGCCAAACCCGGUCUCCCCGCCCCGAGGAACAUGACGACCUGCGCAGCGGCCUGUGCGGCGGCGCCCCCACCUAAAUCCGACGUCCUGCGCAGCGGCGCCGCCACCUGAACCCGACGACCUGCGCAAUGGCGCCGUCGUCGCCAUCUCCGCGAGCGCGAAGGCUUGCAACGAGCCUUGCUUGGUCCUCCAAAUCUGCCCACGUUCCUGAUUUUCCUGUGAGAUUUGAUUCUAGAUUUGUUUUUGUGGAUUGUUUUUCCUAUCUGGAUUUCCACAAAUUUAUGAAUCCCUGCACGUUCCUGAUUUUCCUGUGAGAUUUGAUUCUAGAUUUGUUUUUGUGGAUUGUUUUUCCUAUCUGGAUUUCCACAAAUUUAUGAAUCCCUGUACGAAUAUUCCCAUUUGCUUCUCUGCAUCUUCCAGAUUUCUUUGCACCUUCCAGAUUUGUUUGGAUACCUAACGAAACCUGACUUGAAUCAGGUAUGAAUUGUGAAAAUGAAUCAUGAACAUAAUUAUUGGUUGGAUUUGCUCUGGAUUAUUUUUAAUCCUUGCGCUCGUCGCUUUCCUUAUAAUAAGGCAUGGCAAUCUUGUGAACUGCCAUGGCCAACGUCUGUGAGUAUGCCUAGCAUAGGAAGGUUUCUUUUGCAAAUAGGAUGGACCUGCAAAUGAAAGAUGAGUUAACUGCUGUGGUGUUUUAUGUAAAAAAGUGCACGAAUCUCAAAGUACGUUGGGCGUCCAGGAUAAGCCCGGGACGCCCACGUAUAUGUAGACUAUGAUUUCGCCACAGGAAAUUGUAUCAAAAACACCCCAUCUAUUCGUUCUGUUUGACAGUCCACACCAGAGUCCGUCUCCCGUCGCCGGCGCUCGCCGUCACGCCACCGCCUCCUUUCCCGCCGAUAUUCCACUCUACCUCUACGGCUGAUCUUUCUCUCUUCCUGGCGCUCCCCGGUCCGGUCUUGCCCCUAACCUUAGCGGCAGAGCAGGGAGGCCGGCGGCGCCCCACGGCGCAGUCCCGGGCUCCCGGCGACCGGUGCCCGUUCCUGCCCGUCGCCGGCAGAGGGGAGAAGUCCAGAAGCACUUCAGCAGCAAGCAGGCUCCAACCCAUUUGUGACUUCGUUCUCCAAGCUAGAAUUGUUCAUGGUGGGGCCUCCCUCGUUGGCGGCUCCGACCAACUCCACGUUCUCCCACCUCUUCCAGCUGUGCGCACACGGUGGCCGCGCUGCCCUCGCCGCCGGUCUCGCCGCGCAUGCACGCAUGCUUGUGUCUGGGUUCGUCCCCACAGCCUUCGUCUCCAACUGCCUCCUGCAAAUGUAUGCCCGCUGCGCGGACGCCGCCUAUGCCCGGAGGGUGUUCGACGCGAUGCCCCACAGGGACACCGUCUCAUGGAACACCAUGCUCACUGCGUACACGCAUUCUGGGGACAUCAAAACCGCUAUAUCUCUCUUUGAUGCGAUGCCAAACCCGGAUGUCGUGUCAUGGAACGCUCUUAUCUCGAGCUAUUGCCAGCGCGGCAUGUACCGGGAGUCGGUGGCCCUGUUCUUGGAGAUGGCUCGUUCUGGUGUUGCCUCUGACCGGACAACUUUUGCCGUCCUUCUGAAGUCGUGUGGUGCUUUGGACGAUUUGGCACUCGGUGUUCAAAUCCAUGCAUUGGCGGUUAAGACAGGGUUAGGGAUCGAUGUGCGGACUGGGAGUGCUCUAGUGGACAUGUAUGGCAAGUGCAGCAGUUUGGAGGACGGGUUAUUCUUCUUUUAUGCAAUGCCGGAUAGGAACUGGGUCUCGUGGGGUGCAGCUAUUGCUGCAUGUGUUCAAAAUGGUCAGUAUACGCGUGGGUUGGAGCUGUUCAUGGAGAUGCAGAGGUCAGGGAUGGGGGUGAGCCAGCCAGCUUAUGCCAGCGCUUUCAGAUCCUGCGCAGCAAUGUCAUGCCUGAGCACUGGUAGGCAGUUACACGCGCAUGCCAUAAAGAAUAAGUUCAAUACUGACCGUAUUGUUGGGACAGCCAUUGUUGACGUUUAUGCUAAGGCUAAUAGCUUGGUGGAUGCUAAAAGGGCAUUCUUCGGCUUGCCCAGUCAUAAAGUCGAGACAUGCAAUGCCAUGAUGGUUGGGCUUGUGCGCGCAGGGCUAGGGAAUGAGGGCAUGGAACUGUUUCAGUUCAUGACCAGGUCAGGCAUUGGUUUUGAUGCAGUCAGCUUGUCGGGGGUUUUCAGUGCUUGUGCAGAGAUUAAGGGGUAUUUGCAAGGGCUGCAAGUCCACUGCUUAGCAAUGAAAUCAGGUUUUGAUGCGGACAUCUGUGUCCGAAAUGCAAUUCUUGAUCUGUAUGGGAAGUGUAAAGCAUUGGUAGAAGCAUACAUUGUCUUCCAGGACAUGGAGCAACGAGAUUCAGUCUCUUGGAAUGCUAUUAUUGCUGCCCUUGAGCAGAAUGGACACUACGAGGACACUGUAGUUCAUUUUAAUGAGAUGCUACGUUUUGGUAUGGAACCAGAUGAUUUCACAUAUGGCAGUGUGCUUAAGGCUUGUGCAGCUUUACAAUCUUUGGAAUUUGGGUUGAUGGUUCAUGACAAGGUUAUCAAAUCAGGACUUGGUUCAGAUGCUUUUGUAGCUAGCACUGUUGUUGACAUGUACUGCAAGUGUGGUAUGAUGACAGACGCUCAGAAACUUCAUGACAGAAUUGGGAGGCAAGAACUUGUUUCAUGGAAUGCCAUCAUGUCAGGAUUUUCACUGAACAAACAGAGUGAGGAUGCCCAGAAAUUCUUCUCACAGAUGUUAGAUAUGGGACUAAAGCCUGAUCAUUUCACGUAUGCCACUGUUCUUGAUACUUGUGCUAAUUUAGCUACCAUUGAGAUUGGGAAACAGAUCCAUGGUCAGAUAAUCAAGCAAGAAAUGCUGGUAGAUGAAUAUAUAUCCAGUACUCUUAUAGAUAUGUAUGCCAAAUGUGGGUACAUGCAAGACUCACUGCUAAUGUUUGAGAAGGCGCACAAACGGGAUUUUGUGUCAUGGAAUGCUAUGAUAUGUGGCUACGCGCUGCAUGGCCAAGGAGUAGAAGCACUCCAGAUGUUCGAUAGGAUGCAAAAAGAGAAUGUGGUUCCAAACCAUGCAACUUUCGUUGCUGUACUUCGGGCUUGCAGCCAUGUUGGGCUGUUGGAUGAUGGAUGCCGUUACUUCCAUCAGAUGACCUCCCGCUAUAAAUUGGAACCACAACUGGAGCACUUCGCUUGUAUGGUAGAUAUACUAGGACGGUCAAAGGGACCGCGAGAAGCUCGGGAGUUUAUCAGCACCAUGCCUUUUGAAGCUGAUGCAGUCAUUUGGAAGACUCUCCUAAGCGUUUGCAAGAUCCAUCGGGAUGUUGAGGUGGCUGAACUUGCUGCCAGUAAUGUUCUGCUACUAGAUCCUGAGGAUUCUUCAGUUUACAUUCUUCUGUCAAAUGUAUACGCAGAAUCAGGGAAAUGGGUUGACGUUUCAAGGACAAGAAGGUUAAUGAGGCAGGGAAGGCUUAAGAAGGAACCUGGUUGUAGCUGGAUUGAGGUGCAAAGUGAAAUGCAUGGUUUCCUUGUAGGAGAUAAUGUCCAUCCGAGAUCGAGGGAGCUGUAUGACAUGUUGAAUUACUUGAUUGAUGAGAUGAAACUGACUGGAUAUGAGCCUGAUUUGGCUUAUUUUGCUGAAGAGGGGAGUGCAUUUGAGCAAGAUCAGUUACAUGGAAUUGUUGGUGGCUAAUCUGUCAAGCAUUGGCGUUCCAAUCUAUUAUUAGAGCGUGGUGCACUUAGACUGUGAGGAAGCAUGGCAGGAAUCAUCUUAGUCUGGAUUGUCACGCUCUGCAUAUGUCUGUGACUAAUUUGGUGGGUCUGAUGCUCGAGAAUCGGCCUAAGGUACGAGUUCAAAAGUAACUGUAGUCUGUGGGAGAUUAUUUUAGCUAUGUUUUUCCAUUAUGGUUUUAGAACAUUGAUACUGGUUGAGUAAACCAUCAAUGAAUGCGAGUCUGAAUGUUAACAAUUUUGUUGGAGAACUGCUUCAUUCAUGGUUGUACCUGUAUUGAAGUAUCAGUGUGUUGGCACAAGUUCUUUGAUGCAAAAUUUCUGCGCUGUUGGUACCUGUUCUGUUUUUUCCCUUCAAUUUCUGGGAUUUUCCCAUGCAUAUAGACUAGUAUUUUUGAGUAUUUUCCUGCCUGCUGUCAUUGCUGUCUGCUGUUUGGGUAGAGAUGCAAGUGGGUCAAAGUUAGGGUACCCUCUUUAGUGCAAAAUUUUGAACUAAGUUUUUUAAAAUGAUGAUGUCAUCAGAAAAGUUAGUUCAAUCUUUUUGAACUAAAGAGGGUAGUGGGUACCCUAACUUUGACCCACUUGCACCUAUAUAUUUGGGGAUGGUUUGAUAUGCAAACCAUCGAAACCAGACCAGUGAACCAGUUCCCUUCUCUAAACUGUACAAACCAGCCCACCCCAGCCAAACCACCUGCAUUUGGGCUGGGUUGAAGAACAGGAAAAACCCAGCACAAACCGUAUAUUAUCACCCUGAACAGUGGCACCUAAGCUCAGUAGCUCACCAGAUUCGGUGUAAGAUUAGCCUUGCCGGUGCGGUUUUUAGUUGAGUGCUUUCAGUAAAGCUUUGCUUCGUCUCAUAAAAACAGUGGAUAGUUCUAGCUUCACACAAGGACAGGGUAUUGCUCCCAAGAGCAGAAUGCAGCGACACACUUUAUAACCCUGCGUAGCUUUCUAUCUGUGUCGAUGCCAGUGGACUUAGAGAGGGCAAGCCGCCUCCCCCUUCCAGACGACUGCAAGCGACCCACAGAGCCGACAUGCCAACCGCAGUCCACAGUGCCACGCUUGUUCAACUCUCUUUUGCAUAAUGAUUUUUUAAAAGGUAUCACACAACUUUUUAAUAGUAUUUAUUUUGAUCGAGCAAGGAUUGCACAAAACUUUUAUUUUCCUGUUACUUCAACUGUAGUAGAAGGGAUUGCAUGGGUAUGUUUUACUACUACUAUCUCAUGUUAUUUGCCUUUUUCAUUUUUCUCUGUUGCUUAAACUGUGGAAGGUUUGACCUCACGUUAGGCCCAGACAUGGAGAAUUAAGGAGCCUGCCAGCAACGUACUUUUAUCAGCAAUUCAGAAAUGCAGUAUCCUGUGGGAAUGGAUUGUACACACUGUCAGAGUGUAUUUUACUGUUUUGUUUUCUUCCAGAUUAUUAAGUCUAAUACAUAAAGCAUUUGUCUGUAAUGUUGUAUGAUCAUCCAAUGAGAUAGUUUCAGGUGUUAUCUCUUGGUAUUUUCAAAAGGAUGCAAUGUUUGAGAAGAUUGGUGGAAUGCCGGCUCUAGUUCAGUGUUCAGGUAAGUGCCAACAACUGUAAACCUGACUGUAUUAUGAUCUGUAGGAUCUGCUAUGAUAUUGCCAUAUAUGUUAAUACUAUAUCAAAUGUAAUCUGAUCUGGAUGCAUCUAGGCUGUAACUUGCUGCACAUAGUUGUUAAUUCCUGACGAGCCAAUUUCAUAGGUGAUACUGAUCUGUGUGGGCAUUCCACAUCUUACUGAUUAUUAUUAUGAAACGACUACAAAGGUUUGAAUACUUGAUUUAUUUCCAUCACUUUCGACGCAUCAGAUUUUUCAUCCUCGAGGAUUUCUUUUUCAUAGUUGUUUCCCUUGAUAUUUUAUUUUUCUUGAGUUUACAGAAUUCUGUACUAGCAGUGUAAUGAUAGCUAUAUGACUUAUUUGUUCACUACAUCAAUGUCCCAAAUCUCUUUGGUUAGGCCAGUAAAAUAUUCAGAUCUGUGAUAGCAGCAGAAUAUCGCUAUAAUUUGGCCUAUGCAUGUAGAUACUGUAGUGCAAUAAGAUUUUAGCCUUUUUGUUUAGUGAGGUUUGAUUUUUUUUUUCAACAACAAUAUAUAUUUUUGUUUGAAGCCAUCAUCUUGAAGGUAUUUCAGACAAAAGAAUCAUUUAUAUUGACCCCUCAAUUCUGAUUAUUUAAUAGGUUUAAAAUGAAUUUAAUUUUUUCUGAUUCUAACAAACAAUCGUUGGCUAACUUGAACUUUGCCAGGUGUAAGUUUAAUAUGCCUUUUUUCAGGUUUCCUAUAAGAAAACGUGAGUGAUAUCCAUUAAGGCGUGCGUUCUUUUAUUUGAACUUUCACAUCUAUAGACACUACUGACAUGGAUCUAGGCAGUAGGGACCUGAUCUAUAUUAUUGAGAUCCGCCUAAUCUAUGUGUUGCAAGAUACAAUAUAUUUGAUACCUGGUAUAGUAAUUAUGUCCCAUCUGUAGAUUCUUAGAACUUCUCUGUCAAACGUUCUGAACACAUACACAAAUUCAUUCUGACAUUCUUUUCUGGUGGCAUUGGUAGAUGCAUUACGGCAUCCGUUAAUUACAGCUCUCUUGUUUAGGUUUAGCCAAUGGCUCUGCAUAAUGUUUUGUAGUAGUUUGAUGUAAAGACCGUACACUGGUUUUAUUACCGUAUUUCAGUUGAUUGUCGGGGAUGAUUGUAAUGGUUUCUGGGUUGCCUAUGAUAUUUUGAUCCAUGUUUUUGUUACUUGCUAGUACUUUCAUGUCAGAGGUAUUUUUCAGUUACUCUUAUGAGAUAACAACAACAUCAAAGCCUUUUUCCCAAGCAAGUUGGGGUAGGCUAGAUAUAUGAAACCAACGGAAACAUAAGGAAAAGGAAACCAAAACAAGGAGAGAGAAAAAGAACAAGUAAACUAAGUUUCCGGCACAUGGGUCGCUGAUUUCCAUGUGGUCCUAUCAAGAGCCAAAUCUUUAGGCACAUUCCAGUCCCUCAAGUCUCUUUUUACCGCCUCCACCCAUGUCAACUUUGGUCGUCCUCUGCCCCUCCUUGUAUUUUCCAUAUUCCUUAGAAUUUCACUGGUGCUUUUCUAAGUAAUCUCAUAAUAGUAAAUUCUAAUGGGUUUCUAUGGAUAUGAAACCCAAUAGAAUUUACUAUUACCGAUUACUUGUUUUUUUUUCUUUUGCUCUCUAUGCGCCUGAGCUUACAUAAUGUGAGGUUGCUUUAUUAUAAUUGUCGCCCGUGGUAUCUUGCUUAUCGCCUGCUGUGUAAUGUGAUACUUAUUUCUAUUCUAGAAGCACAAUUUUGUUAGUCGGUCAUCAUCUACACAUUUAUAUCGACCAAACAUACUGUUAGCUUAUUGUUUCUGUAAAAUUGGACAAGCCAUAAUGCAACGAUUCACAUUGUUAUAGUUCCUGAUGAUCUCCUCUAACUCCCAAAUUAGGAGUUCAAUCUAUGCUUAAUCGGGAACAUUAAUUCUUGAUAUUUGAUGAUAGCCUUUUGCUUGGAUGGGAACUGCUGUAGAUUAUUCUUUUGCUGGAUAUUUAGUUGUUGUGUUAGCUCUGGAGCUAGAUCUUAUGUCACAUGUGUUGUGCACAGAAAUGUGUUAAAAAAUUUGAAGGCAUGUGAGUGCUCCCUUCAUUGUUCUACUUGUAUUUGUGUGGCUUGUUGAUCCGAUAAGCCAGUUACCUAUUCACAUUUCAGUUCCCAUCUAGCUUCUGUUUAUUAUUUCUCCCAUAUGCUGCUGAGAAGCUGUUUGGUAUUUUAAAAAUAACAAGGAAUGCUCUCUGAUCCUACUUUUUACAUACCUGUUGUAAUAAUCAUAUCAUUUGGGAACCUUAUAUACAAUUCAGAGGCUUAUUGACAUAUGUAAGAAAAUGCUUGUUCAGUAGCACAACUCUUUUGCUUGCUGUCAGAGGCUCCGUCGGCUUAGAUUUUUUUUGCUCCCAGUUAAGACAUUCCCAAUAUUGUGAUCAUGAUGUUAUUGUUCGUUUUUUCUAUUGCUUUUCUGGUGCAAUUGUUAUGCCCAGAUAGACUAUUACCGACAUUUUCAAUCCGAUAAAAACUGAAUUAUUAAUCUACCUAUUCUUUGACCUUCCAUGACCAUGAAUAGAUUCAGUCAAAACAGCAUCUUCAAUUUCUUUCAUGUGCACAUCUUUUUCAUAUGAAAAGCACCAAGUCACUGUGCUAGGUUCAGUCACCAAGUCACUGUGAUUUUUUUUAUGCAAAACUAAUUGUAAAGUCACAGUACUCCAGAUUGGGAAUUUCGUGUGCAAGCAGAGCAGAGAUGGAAUAGUUUUCAUGUAGCUGCUCACAUUGAUUGUUUGCUUUUCAAUGUGCUAGAACCAAAUACAGUAUUAUUAACAACUUACUUAGAUGACCGAAACAGGAGGCUGUCAUUGGCGCGUCCCGGUUGUCACCAUGCAUCACUACGUGCAGAUCAUGGAAUGUAUCUUCGCCCUGCAAAAUUAUUUCCAAUUUCCUUCUGUUGGGCUUUACAUGUACACUUCACGCGCCAGCUCUUCCACCUGAUUAAAGACGAUCGCUGCCCUGUCCAUGCCGAUUCUGUGGAGAGACAAUCUCGUGGAGCUGCUCUCUCUGUGUAGGCUGAUGGUUCCUGCCGCCUCCCCAGCAAGCUGCUGGUUUUAUCAUGAAGAAAGGAGUCACAGAGGACCAAUUAGAAGCCAGAGGAGCCAAGAGAACUAUAAAGAAAGAAGUAGGCCUGCUCAAGCACCCAUCAGGUCGAGUAGAUUACGUUACACCGUCGUCUCUAAGCCAAUUCUGCACCGUUCUGAUUUUUGCGCUUCACCAUGAGGCUGCCUCAUCAACCAUUUUGUGAAGGAGCUGCUGGUCCGAGCAAGCUCUUCUGUUGAAUUUAUUUCUUUCCAAAUCAUCCAACAAGUUAUAGUUGUUGUUCUUGCUGUCUUCAGCGGCUUCUUUAUAUUUGACAAAAUCAACAAAGUGAACUCAAAUUUUACCGCACGCAAAUCUAAAAACAAGAUAGAGAACUUACGGUGACAGCUAUUUUGAUCUAGAUACCCCUAUUGUAACAAAUACAUGGCCACUAUCUUGGGUACUGCAACAAAUACAUUGUGUUCCACUUC
Lolium perenne is the source of this 8917-nucleotide messenger RNA. RefSeq names its product pentatricopeptide repeat-containing protein At3g02330, mitochondrial. The record is from RefSeq and is a predicted model, not a curated record. Gene Ontology annotation, molecular function: RNA binding; protein binding. Gene Ontology annotation, biological process: RNA modification. NCBI's taxonomy places the organism in Eukaryota, Viridiplantae, Streptophyta, Magnoliopsida, Poales, Poaceae.